ACGUGUUGCUGACGGUUCUGUGGCACAAACGUCGAAGGAUGGUUGGCGCACUCUGCAACCGUGUGAAUUACUGAUCGGUUUAUCUCUAGCAAUAUCCCAACCGGUCCUUUGUCGGAAGGAAAAAGAUACAUGGUUUCCUGGGCACGUCUCCUCCGUUUCCUAUCAGUCGCAUUUACCGCAAGGUCCUGAGUCGGCCGUAUAUCAUGUGACUCUGGACGCCGCACCCGGUAGUGAAUCUGAAGUCUGUCGGGCCACCCCGGCUUCCGUGGCAUUAGCUGUCUCUGCUUCUGAACUGAAGCAGAAAUAUCCUGUUGGUGCACGCGUAGUCUCCAUUUAUCGUGAUGAUGAUGGAGGCAUUGGAUACUACUCCGGAUUAAUAGCCGAACCGCCAAGCGAACGUAACAACCAUCGAUAUCUACUGUUCUUUGAUGAUGGCUAUACACAGUAUUCACCACCUAAUGAAAUCUAUCGUAUUUGUCACCAAUCAAAGGAAAAUUGGAAAGAAGCUACUGAAGGGUCUCAAGGAUUUAUAAAACGUUAUCUAGCACAAUAUCCUCAGCGCCCCAUGGUUCGUUUGAAACCUGGCCAGUCAAUCGAGACGGAACUAGAUGGCGAAUGGAUUCACACAACCGUCGAAAAGGUAGAUGCUAGUCUCGUACUGAUCCGGUUCUCCGAUACACAUCGGGAGUGGAUCUAUCGAGGUUCCACUAGAUUGGAACCGCUUUUUAACGAUAUGAACACCUCUUCUAGUUCUACCCCGGCAAGUCGUGUUCAAGGUGUCGAAGUGGAAUAUGGGAACAUUGAACGAUCUCUCACGGAUCAAUCUUCUAUCGCUGAUCUGCGGGGUGCACGCAAAUCAGCGACCGGAAACAGAGACCCUAAAACCGUUUCUCGUUCGCAAACUCAAUCCGGAUUGGAUACACGCACUGGCACACGAAGACAACCCGCUUCUGUGAAUCUAGCCGAAUUGGAGUCAGCUGGAAAAGUAGUUCCCUAUUUGGAUUCAUUGUUUGCCGAACUGGAGCAUAAACCAUUCGGUAAGUGA
Molecule: messenger RNA, 1045 nt
Organism: Echinostoma caproni
Lineage: Eukaryota; Metazoa; Platyhelminthes; Trematoda; Plagiorchiida; Echinostomatidae
Source: the annotation of a GenBank genome assembly